Messenger RNA from Leguminivora glycinivorella, 2463 nucleotides. Its product is annotated as sodium channel protein Nach. NCBI's taxonomy places the organism in Eukaryota, Metazoa, Arthropoda, Insecta, Lepidoptera, Tortricidae. The transcript has 8 exons. Gene Ontology annotation, molecular function: ligand-gated sodium channel activity. Gene Ontology annotation, biological process: sodium ion transmembrane transport. Gene Ontology annotation, cellular component: membrane. Bases 973 to 2463 code for a protein of 496 amino acids. The record is from RefSeq and is a predicted model, not a curated record.
UCAAAGCAGUGGGCCUUCUGUACUUGUACUAUUAUAAUAUAUUCUGUGCCAAAAGGGAGGUAGCGGCAACGGACCCUCAUUCACACGGACACUGACUGCCAUAUAAAUAUGUGGGUAACAGGUAACAGUGCCUACGAGCAAAAUUCUAUUGAAUAGGUAUCAUACACUUAAUUUUCAGGGAUAGUCAGUUGAAGGAUAGGGGGUGAUUCUAAAAGGUAAAGGUUUUCUUACAUGUAAAGGUAAACCUACCUAUAGUUUAGCUAAUAUUGUCUUCGGUUACCGCGAUAGUUACUCAUGAAAUAAAACUAUGGAAACGGAUUAAAUCGCGUAUAAUGAAUUUACAAUUCAUCCCCAAAAAAUGGGGGAUUUUAUAGUUUAGCUAUUUAACGUAUUAGGUGACCAAAAUUUCGAAAAACAUCAAUCUAUUCUUAAAACUCUCUCGUAGGUACUAUCUAAAAACAUUAUCCUCCUUCUGACGCAGUCGGGUAAAAAUAGCUAGAUACCAUUUUAUUGGGUAAUGUGCGUUUAAUAUUGGUAAUUAUUAAAUAAUUAGUGAGUAAUCGCAUAUCUGCCAUAAAUCAAAGGGCAGAAAGGGACUGUAAUAACGACAAAUAAAUCAACCAUCUGCGUAGUUUCCACGCUGGUGCCGAUAAAAUCUCUUUGUACCAAGCUUUGCCAUGGAAUGGGAUACGUAAUUAGUCUGAAUUAUUUAUUACCUUAUCAAGUUUCGAGAUCGAAAGCUCGCACCGCGCUAUUAGGUUUAUUCGAUAUUAUAAUUAUACUGCUCAAGAUUAGAGUCCAAAUUGUUACUUUCUAAUUGCUAUCGAAAAGAGGUUGCGACAGUUAUGAUUCGUAAUUAUCUACUGGUAAUACCAAUGGUGAGUUUUAUGGUACGAUUAUUUGACGCACUAAUAAAAUAAUUUGGAUGUGGGACAUACGUUUUAUUUUGACUCAUUUGGAGUAACGUGCAAAAUGGAUAUAAAGAUGAAAAGAUAUGUUGAAAUUUGGUGGAAUGGCAUCAAAAGUUUGCCUGACACUACUUCUAUACAUGGUUUCAGAUUUAUCGCAGAUUCGAAGAGACAUUGGGUGGAAAGGAUCUUCUGGCUAAUAUUCGUCGCAAUGUCCUGGUACGGGUCAUCCCUUCUCAUAGAAGCCCAGUACUACGCUUUCCAGAAUAAUCCAAUUUCUUUUGUGGUCGAAACGACGUACAAAGAUUGGCAAACUCACUUUCCCUCUGUGGCGGUCUGCGAGCAUGACAAUUCCGCUCGUAUUGAACAUGUUUCCGAUAUGCUAUGGGGAGAAGAUCAUGAUUUUAACAUGGAAGAAGUUUUGAAAGAACUAGCCUAUUUUAAAGGAAUAACUUACUACACUUCGCAAUUUUGUGGCUUGGAAGACCCCUUACCAGACUGUGUCAAGAGCAAUCUCAGUUACUACGCCAACUUGGUUAGAACUCCUUGUGAAGAAAUGUUAACCAACUGUUCAUGGAACGAUCAACCUUUUCUAUGUUGUGCAUACUUCAGACCUUUGGACACAGAACUUGGCACAUGUUUUGCCGUAAAUACAAUACAAGGAAGAGAUCCCAAUCCGCCCAUGUUCCCCAUGAUAAGUAACAGAACCACUGGUCCAGGAGCUAUUAAAUUUAACGUGAUGGUAAGCGCCAACGUAUAUGUAUUGAACGCAGAAGACGUUCCAUCACAAACCACACUAGGCUCUGACGUCCUUACAAUCGCUCCUGAAGUUUCUCAAAAACGUUAUAUUUCCAUAAGAACCAUUGCCAACGACCAGGCUGCUCGCUUCAUUUCUCCAAUAAAAAGGAAAUGCCGGUACACAGAUGAAAAUUUCCUGGACGUCUAUCGUCACUACUCCUACAGUGCUUGCACGGUCCAGUGCAGGAAAGACGCGCAGAUCAGAUUCUGUAAUUGUACAAAUUAUUUCACGCCCAAUGUUCCGGAGUAUCUGAAGUGCGAUGUGAAUGGAAUUAUUUGUCUUAACAACCACAUUAAUGAACUAUCGGUACUGAAAGCUAAAUGGUCAAAUCGUCCAGGCUUGUACUGCGACUGUUUACCGUCAUGCACGGAGGCAGAAAUAUCUGUAGUCAAAGAUUUCAAACUCACCGCCUCAACGGAGUUUGCUGCAGUCCAUAUCGAACUAGCUAUACUACCGAGCGAGCGAUAUAAAAGAAAUGUUGUUAGAGGCAUACUGGAUCUUGUAGUAUCCACGGGUGGUACAGGCGGAUUGUUUCUUGGUGCAAGCAUCUUGAGUUUUGUGGAAUUCGUCUACAUACUAUUGCUGCGUCCCUUUUGCGAUAUUUACAGUCAGAGGGGCGUCGAUCAUUGGCACAGGAAGUUUGGUAACCGUCGCCUGGAAGACAACAAGUUUGUACCCAACAAGGAGUGGAGCUAUCAUGAAGGAAAUGUUGGAGCUGGCUUAAACCAAGUUAAACGCCGGAUUUUCAAAGCUUAG